UCGUCUUGAAAAUUUCAAUAAAGUCGGUCGGUGUCCGUGUGUUGUGCGGGUGGUAAUUUUUGUGUGUGUGUAAUAGGAAAAAUGCAAAGCUACAGAUAAACUUGAAAGCUGCAGUUAAUACUACAGUAUAACUCAGUAUCUUAAGUACGUUGAAAAUGCGAAAUAUGUAAGAAACGCAGCGGACGACACGCAGACGCAGCGAAAAGACGUAACGGGCAGACAAAGUGCAUUUUAGGGCGUGUUUGUAGCCAGCCAGACCCCUUCUCCCCCCCAAGGCUGACACUCAACAAAUGUAAAAAAAAGCCAAGCACUUGCAAACAGAUUUAAUUGUUGUCGCCCACAAAAAAAUUUGGUGAGCAAAAAUCGCAACAUCCUUGAAUUUUGUCUACUCUCAAAUUGCAAAGUGGAGUGGCAAAACGGAACGGUGUGUGGAGCGGGGAGCAGAAAAGAGCGUAUCUCGUGAAAGAAAGAAAAGAGACGACGACGCACGAAAGAAAAUGUGUAGAGCAGCGAAUUAAAAUAAAGCAAACGCGAAUGCGAUAAAAUACAAAAAAGAAAAAGUGCAUACAAUUAUUUAUCGCAAGGGAAUAAAGCAAAAAAAAUAAGAAAAAUAAAAAAACGCAGUUGCAACUGAAACAAAAUUGUGCAAAAAAAAUUGAUAUAUAGUAUAAGAAAAUAGUGUAUAAAUUGUUAUUGCUGCGCAAGAGCGUAUCAGCAGCAGUAGCAACAACGACAGUAGCAACAGCCACCCCCACCCACCACCAGUAGCAGCAGCAGCUCCAUUUGUGGGUGCAUGUGAUUGAAGAUGGGGGCUCAGCAGGGCAAGGAGCGGGGCUCACAUUCGAGCGGGGGCGGUGGUGGACAUGGCGGCACUGUCAGUUGCAUCGGUGUCUCAAGCAGCAGCAGUCCAGUAGCAUCUGGAUCACCACAUUGCAUUAGCGUGGGCAGCUCGGGAGGCGCCCUAAGCGCUGGCUCCACAUUACGCGGCUCACGCAUGAAAUCACACCAGUCGGCGGGUCAUGGCAGCAGCGGCAUCAGCAUUGGUUCAAGCGGCUCCAGUGGAUUGUCAUCACAUCGGGGUGGCUCCAAUACCUCCCAUAAGGAUAAUCGUUGCAAUCCAACCGUCGGCCUAAACAUAUUUACCGAACAUAAUGGUACCAAGCACAGCUCUUUUCGCGGCCAUCCCGGCAAAUAUCACAUGAAUUUAGAGGCACUGCUCCAGUCACGUCCAUUGCCACACAUUCCGGCCGGGAGCACAGCGGCCACAUUGCUUGCGGAUGCCGCUGAACUCCAGAGUCAAGAGUCAAAUGUCGGUAACGUGCUCGCAUCUCUCGGUGGACACAGUUCGGCGACAUCAGUAUUUGAGUCGGCGCAUCGUUGGACAUCCAAAGAGAAUCUGUUGGCACCUGGACCCGAAGAGGAUGAUCCACAGCUGUUUGUGGCUUUGUAUGACUUCCAAGCAGGCGGCGAGAAUCAGCUGAGCCUGAAGAAGGGCGAACAGGUGCGCAUCCUUAGUUACAACAAAUCCGGCGAAUGGUGCGAAGCUCAUUCCGACUCUGGCAACGUUGGCUGGGUGCCCUCCAACUAUGUGACGCCGUUGAAUUCGCUGGAGAAGCACUCCUGGUACCAUGGACCCAUCUCCCGCAAUGCCGCCGAGUAUCUGCUCAGCUCAGGUAUCAAUGGCAGCUUCCUGGUGCGUGAGAGUGAAAGUUCUCCCGGUCAGCGCAGCAUUAGUCUCAGGUACGAGGGUCGUGUUUACCACUAUCGCAUAUCGGAAGAUCCGGAUGGCAAGGUCUUUGUCACGCAGGAGGCAAAGUUCAACACGCUGGCGGAGCUAGUGCAUCAUCAUAGUGUGCCACACGAGGGACAUGGUCUGAUUACUCCACUGCUCUAUCCAGCGCCCAAACAGAACAAACCAACAGUCUUUCCAUUGAGUCCAGAACCCGAUGAGUGGGAGAUUUGCCGCACAGACAUUAUGAUGAAGCACAAAUUGGGUGGUGGUCAGUAUGGCGAGGUGUACGAGGCGGUGUGGAAGCGUUACGGCAACACGGUGGCCGUCAAAACACUCAAAGAAGACACCAUGGCGCUGAAAGACUUUCUGGAAGAGGCGGCCAUCAUGAAAGAGAUGAAGCAUCCCAAUCUGGUGCAGCUUAUCGGUGUGUGCACCCGUGAGCCGCCCUUUUAUAUUAUCACUGAGUUUAUGUCGCACGGCAAUCUGCUCGACUUUCUGAGAUCAGCGGGCAGAGAGACGCUGGAUGCGGUGGCUCUGUUGUAUAUGGCCACGCAGAUAGCGUCGGGCAUGAGCUAUCUCGAGUCGAGAAACUACAUCCAUCGGGAUCUGGCGGCGCGCAAUUGCCUGGUCGGUGACAAUAAACUGGUGAAGGUCGCCGACUUUGGGCUGGCGCGGCUGAUGCGCGAUGACACGUAUACGGCGCAUGCGGGGGCCAAGUUUCCCAUCAAGUGGACCGCCCCCGAGGGAUUGGCAUACAACAAGUUUAGCACCAAGUCCGAUGUGUGGGCCUUUGGUGUGCUACUCUGGGAGAUAGCCACUUAUGGGAUGUCGCCAUAUCCGGGAAUUGAUCUCACCGAUGUGUAUCACAAGCUUGAGAAGGGUUAUCGGAUGGAGCGACCACCUGGUUGUCCACUGGAGGUGUACGAUCUUAUGCGACAGUGCUGGCAAUGGGAUGCGGCGGAUAGGCCCACAUUCAAGAGCAUACACCAUGCGCUGGAGCACAUGUUUCAGGAAUCGUCCAUCACCGAAGCGGUCGAGAAACAGCUUAAUGCCACAGCCAGCGCCGGCUCCACAGCAGCAGCAGCGGCAUCUGGAGUGGCAGCCGUUACAGCGACAGCACCCGUAACCACGGCCAGCGCCUCCUCAUCGGCAUCGGCAUCGCUCAGUCUGACGCCACAAAUGGUCAAGAAAGGUUUACCCAGCGUCGAUCCACAGCAGCAGCAGCAGCAGCAACAACAACAACAGCUGGCCAGCACACCCAUGUCAGAAACCGGCUCCAGCUCAACCAAGCUGAGCACCUUCUCCAGCCAGGGCAAGGGCAAUGUGCAAAUGCGUCGCACCACCAACAAACAGGGCAAACAGGCGCCACCUCCACCCAAGCGCACCAGCCUGCUCUCCAGCAGCCGGGACUCAACAUAUCGCGAGGAGGACGCAACACACAACUUUAUCGAUGAGCUCAAUACGAAUGGUAGUAGUAGCAACUUCCACUUCAAGUCCAACUCCAACAACAUUUUUAGCCAAACCCUAUGUAGAAAUUUUAAAACCCAAAUUCCAACCCAGACAAAAAUACGUACACAACAACAACAACAACAAUUAUUACAAUCAGUACAACAACAACAACAACAACCACAGAAACAACAACAACAAACGUAUUCUAUUAAGAAAUCAUCCUCCUGCAGUAGUUUCCUUUACGACAUCCUAUUUCGAGGUAUUUGUCAAUGGAGUCUUACCAGGGAUAUAAACAAUUUGACGCAGCGUUAUGACUCGGAAACGGAUCCGGCUGCAGAUCCCGAUACGGAUGCCACUGGCGACAGUCUGGAGCAGAGCCUAACGGCUACACCGCCAAACAAGAUGCAGCAUUCGCUGCAUGGCGGCGUCCCAGGGAUGUCGGUGGGCAUUGGACCGCGUUCCUCGCAGCAGCACAGCUCCUUCAAGCGUCCUGUGAUGGGCAAUCGGGGACUGGAGACGCGUCAGAGCAAACGUUCGCAGCAACAUCCAGCCAGGGAGCAACCUGGCAAUGGGAAUGUGAACACCAAUGGAGGAACACCUGUACUGCCGGCUCAUCCCAUCACUGUGGGCGCCUUGGAGGUUAUGAAUGUGAAGCGUGUGGUCAAUCGCUAUGGAACAUUGCCAAAGGUGGCACGCAUCGGUGCCUUCCUGGACAGCUUGGAGGACAGCAGCAGCAGCAGCGGUGAGGCAGCCAAUGGACAUGCCACGCCCCCAGCACGUGCCCCACCGGCGGUGCCAACCGCACUGUCGACGGCAGCCUCAAAGGUGCAGCAGCCACAGCAGAUGAUACGCAGCAACUCUUCCGGCGGCGUGACGAUGCAGAACAAUGCAGCCGCCAGUCUCAAUAAACUGCAGCGACAUCGCACCACCACGGAGGGCACAAUGAUGACAUUCUCCUCGUUCCGAGCCGCCGGCAGCAGCAGUUCGCCCAAACGUGGUGGUGGUGGUGGUGGCAGUAUUACCCAGCCGGCAUUGGCCAAUCUGGAGUUCCCGCCGCCACCGCUGGAGGAGUUUGAAGCAUUGCCGCCGCCACCACCACCGCCAGCGCCGGAAAGUGCCGUCCAGGCCAUACAACAGCAUCUGCAUGCUCAGCACAGCAGCAGCAACGAUGUCAGCAAUACGGCGCCCAGCGUCGAGGAGGCCAGCUCCCGUUUUGGCGUCUCGCUGCGCAAACGUGAACCUUCAACGGACUCGUGCAGCUCACUGGGCACGCCACCGGAAGCAGCACCAGCGCCGCUGCCCGAGAAGAGUCUCAAUCUCAAGGAGAAGCUCAUCACCGAGAUCAAGUCCGCCAGCAAGCAAACCGAGUCGUCCAAUUCCGGCUAUGCCAAUGGAAGUGCACCAGCAGGUGCUGCUCCGCCUGCCGUUGUGGAUCCAGUGUCGCAGCUGGUGACGGAGCUGGCGGAGAGCAUGAAUCUGCCCAAACAGCUGGCUACAAAGCUGACCAAUGGCAACAGCAAUAUUAACAGCAACUCCAACACCAAUACCAGCAACAACAACUUCAAGGCACAGCUGAAGAAGGUGGAGCCAAAGAAACUGAAUGCGCCAAUGCCAAAGGCCGAGCAGCCCUCAAAUAUAAUUGACUUUAAGGCGCAUCUGCGCAAAGUGGACAAGGAGCAGCAAGCUCCACAGCAGCAACAACAACAGCAACAACAACAGCAGCAGCCGCAAUCCCAGAGCAAUCCAAAUCCAAAUGCCAACAAUUGCAACAAGUUUAGCAGCGCAACAGCAGCAGCAGCCGCAAAUCAAAAGACUGAAAUCAAAAUCGAUGUUAGCAACUCGAAUGCUGAUGCGGAAUCCACCACGACCACCAACACCAUGGAGAUGGGCACAGAUGCAGCGGGCAAGCGACGCAGCACAGGUAGUAUUAAUAGCUUAAAGAAACUUUGGGAGCAACCGCCUGCUGGGGUGACAGAUUAUGCCAGCACCACAAUCCCACAAGCGUCAGUGGCCAGCAGCAAUGGUGCAAAUGGUGCAAAUGUUGUUGUUGCAUCGCAGUUGUCGCCCAAGUAUGGACUGAAGGCGUCACUGCCAAUGGCCACGACCAAGCUGUUUGGUAAUAAACCGCCACCAGCGGCACCACCACCACCGCCCCCCAUUAGCACCACACUGAGCACAUCAUGUCCGUCAGCACAACCCAAACCACAGCAACCACAGCAACAACAACAGCAACCAAAGCAGCAACAACAGCAGCAACAACAACAAAAACUAGUAGCAGCAGCAACAUCUAAACUAGCAACAACUGCAAUAAAAACAUCUCUUUCAACGCAACUCUUCACAGAUGCCGAGAUCAGCAGCAGCCCCACCACCAGCAACAGCAACGAGGAGCAACAACAUCCAAUAUCCGAGGGAGCACAGACGGAGAUAAUGACGCAAUCGUUGUAUGGCAACGAGCAGCAGCAAUUCCACAACUCGACUCAUCAACAGAAUCAGAGCAAUUCCAACAGCAAGCUGAGCACCUCCAGCAUCGUGACGAGCAACAGCCAGAAUAAGCCUGCCGUGCCCCAUAAGCCAACCAAGUUGACCAUCUAUGCUACGCCCAUUGCCAAAAUAGCUGGUGUUGGUGUGGGCGGCGACAACAUCAAUUCCACGCAAAUCUCCAGGGAGAGCAUACUGGAGCUGGUGACACUGCUGGAGGGUUCCCUAAAGCAUCCGGUGAAUGCCAUAUCUGCAUCUCAAUGGUUGCAACUGAGCGACAAGUUGAACAUAUUGCAAAAUUCAUGUGUGGUUUUUGCGGAGAAUGAAUCGAUGCCGCCGCACUCGAAAUUCCAUUUUCGUGAGCUGGUCACGAGAGUGGAGACACAAUCGCAGAAUCUACGCACCGCUGGCAGCAAAAAUGUCCAGGACAAUGAGCGAUUGGUGGGUGAGGUUGGUCAGUCGCUCAAGCAGAUUUCGAAUGCGUUGCAUAGGUAAAUGAUAAGAACGGGGAUGGAUCAGCAGAGGAGCGGUGAACCGGACAACAAUGGCGCUGGCAUUUGGCUGGACGCCGAGGGCAAUUUUAUCAAGCGAAGGCAACCACAGUGAUAAUAACAACAAGAACAGCAUCGCUCCCACCAUCCCCCACGCCCCUCACUGGCGCAAACACAACGAACGAACAGAUACAGAUACAGAUACAGAUACAGAUAGAGAUAUAGAUACAGAUACAAAUACAGAUGACGACAAAGAUACGCAACGACGGAAUUAGAACGUAUAACUUCAAGCCCAGCGAAGAAGCGAAGAACAGAAAGAACAACAACAACCUACAACUAUAUUUAAUUAUUAACUAUGAACUAUAUAAAUAUAUAUAUAUAUGCAUAUAUAUAUAUAAAUAUCGUAAAGUAAUACCAUCAUGAGUAGUAUCUAUCUUUAGUAGCCGUAGCGAUUAUACAUACAUACAUACAUCUAGUCAUAUAUAUCUGAUGCAUCCGCUUAAAUUCGAUUGAGAGAUUGGGGCGGAACACAAGGCUUCUAACUGAGUUGCAAAGCAAAAAAAAAAACAAACAUUUUCUAUAUAGGCAUUUCUCGCGUUUCUCUUCAUUUUGAAUACCUUUCUCCCAUCUAUUUACUUUUUAAAUUAAGAAACAUAUAUUUUGCAGAUUAAGGUAGAGCUUCGUUUUAUAAACAAACGUACAUACAUACAUUGAAAGACAUACAUAUACAUAUACAUACUGACGACGAGAAAGAAAGGCAAUACGAGGAAGAUAGAGAGACAGAGAGUGCAUGAUGAAUAAAAUAUAUAUUCAUAGAAUAUCUCAAUAAAGUAGUAAUUAUACAUACAUAUACAUAUACUUGCACUCACACACAAUGCAAAUAUAUUUAUAUAUAUACAAACAUACAUUUAUUUACAUACAUAUAUACUAGUCGGUAAAAGUGUUUUUAGUAUAUCUACAUAUAUAAUAUAUAUAUAUAUAUAUAUAUGAUUUAUACGUGCGUUAAUUAUAAUAUGAUGCCCGUUAAAUGCAAAUCGAAAACUCAAUCUACAACGUUUAGACUUUUCUUCGUGUUUUAGUACUCGUAAUACCUACAAUACAUUAAAACAAACAAAUAUAUGAUCUAUGUGUACUACUUGGCAUAAAUUAUAAACAGUAGCAAAGCCCAAAGAUAUUAUUAUUAACGACUACUCGAAAAGAUAUAUAUGUAUAUGUGUUAGUUGCAAAGACUAAUCGGACUUAUUUUUUAGUUUUAUGUUGAUAAUGCAAAAGAAAUAAAAUUGGUGGCAAACGCUUUUUAGACAUACUUAUUAUA
Molecule: messenger RNA, 7465 nt
Organism: Drosophila innubila
Lineage: Eukaryota; Metazoa; Arthropoda; Insecta; Diptera; Drosophilidae
Gene: Abl
Product: tyrosine-protein kinase Abl
Exons: 9
Coding region: 806-6154 (1782 amino acids)
Biological process (GO): protein phosphorylation
Molecular function (GO): protein binding; non-membrane spanning protein tyrosine kinase activity; ATP binding
Source: RefSeq, a predicted model, not a curated record